UUAUAUGACCGAGGAAACCUCUGCUUUCUGUCCGCGGGAGCACAGAUCUGUACGGGAACGAAGACAGGAGUCGACCGGUGAACGAAGUGACUGGCUGUCGGAGUCCCUCCAUAGACAGAGAGAGCUUUGUAAAUGGGGAAAGAGAAGAAUAAUUUCUGAACAUUUUUCGGGUUUUCACCGCACAGAAAAACCGGCUCGUGGAAAAUAUAUCAACUGAAAAGUUUACGUCUCUUUUUGCAACAUCUGGCGCUCUCCUGGGUUUCUUUAACUAGCUGAGGGCAAGAGAAGCAAAAAUACUUGACAAUCGUUCACUCCAACUUCACAACAGUAAGGUUGCUAUGGUGAACAGCAGGGUGGAAGCGCCCACAGUGGCAGUGAUGGGCAGUGGCGGGGGGACAGCGGGCAGGUCGUGUGCAGGAUGUGGAGGUCGGAUUGCAGACCGCUUCCUGCUCUUCUCUAUGGAACAGUACUGGCACACGCGCUGCCUCAAAUGCUCCUGCUGCCACGCUCAGCUGGGCGAGUACAGCAGCACCUGCUACAGCAAAGGAGGCAUGAUCCUCUGCAAGAACGAUUACAUCAGGCUGUUUGGACACAGUGGAGCCUGCAGUGCUUGUGGACAGUCUAUCCCUGCUAGUGAGAUGGUGAUGCGAGCACAAGGCAACGUUUACCACCUUAAGUGUUUCACCUGUGCGACCUGUAGGAACCGCCUGGUCCCUGGCGAUCGCUUUCACUACAUCAAUGGGACAAUCUUCUGCGAACAUGACCGGCCAGGAGGAGGCCUGCUCAGCGGACACCCAACACCACUGCAGACCAACAGCAUGAUGUCUGAUCAGAAGGUCUGCUGAGGAAGAGGAUGGAAAACCAAAUGUGUGCCUUCUCCCCCACCUUCCUCCUCUGUCUCUUCUUUACGCUCCUCCUCAACCUGUAAAUCUGCCAUUGGUUGAUCUCCCUCCAUUCAGAUGGACUGUCACUCCACAAUCUGGAUUCAUUCACUCCUGCUACUGGUUUAGAUUUCAACUUGCCACAACAAACUGGCUUUUCUGAGAAAACCGUGAGGAGUGACAUGUGAACAAGUCCAAUGCUUUGUCGGAGGCAUGAGGACGCUGAGGAUGGCUGGGAUUUCUUUAUACAGCAGACGGCUGUCCAUUGUGAACUGUGGCAAUAUCACAGAUUAGAGUUGGCAUGGCUAAUGGGGGGAAAAUGGAAGACUGUCAUGGAAUUAUCCCAUUCCAGUGAUUCCAGUGGAAUCACCCAUUAGCUUUAUCCUGCCGUCCAGUUGCAGUGGGCGCUGAGUAAGGAGGGAACACUAACAGCAAUGUGACUCCUUCAGGAGGUGAAAAAAUAUUUCCAAAAUAAGAAACCACACAUACAACAAGACAACACACACAAUACUUUGACAAGUUUUUGGUUUGAGGAAAAAAACGUAUGAAUCUUCAGAGUUGUGAUUUCAGCUGCUUCUUCCACACUCUGAGAGACAACUGAACAAGUAAAAAAUCUAUAUUGAUACUUAAAAAUGUUUUCUCUGUGUAAUUCUCUGUGAACAUCUAAGUCUCCAGAUUGUUUUGUACCACAGUGGUUUGGGGAAAGUGAUAGUCGCCCUCAGUUGCUAACAUUCCUACUAAAGACAGAAGCAAUUCUGAGCACAGAAUUUUUGAACAAAAAUGUUAUCUUAGGCUUCAUUGCAGUAAUGAAACCAGUGUACCAGUGUUUUUGCAAUUAACUACAAACUGUGCAAAUUAUUAUUAUUAGAUGUCUGUCAGACAGCCAUUGUUAAUUCAGUACAUUUUAGACCAAUAUGAUCAACUUGCAGAGAACUGGAACUUGCAUACAGUAUGUAAUCCAUUUUAAUCAAUAAUUUGAUAUUAUUUUUUGCAUCAUUACAUUUUAAACCAACAUUAACACUUUAUGCUGGCACGAACAAGUUUGAAGGAAGACACAGUUGGUGUCUAAAAACGGAAUUUAUGCUUUGGAAAAUCAUAAUCAGUAUGUGUAUUUCAAUGUAAAGUCCACCACUUUGGUCUAGAGUCAAACAUGUCAACAACUAUUGGCUGGAUUGAAUGAAAUGAAAUUUGAUAGAUACAUUCAUGGUUCACAGGAUGAAUUGUAAUAACUUUGGUGGUCCUCUGACUUUUCCUCUAACACCAUCGUCAGGCCACAAUUUCAAUGUGUCCAUUACUUUGCAGUACAACCACAUACCUGCACAAUUAAUGACAUUCUCAUUAGCAUGCUAACAAGCUAAACUAAAAUGUUAACAUGCUAGACAUUACCUGCUAAACAUUAGCAUUUUAAAGGAAAACUACUCACCAAAUCAUUGCAGAGAACAUGGUCACAUCACAAAAAUAGGUCCAAUUUGGGCAACAAACACAAGCAGUCAGACAUUCAGACAAGUUGUAAACAAACCUCCAAGUUAGCCAAGGAGGAACUAUUUGUGCACUAACAUUCAGUUUUACCCCCAAAUAAAGUGGUUUAGAUAAUCUGGAAAAAAUGUUGGCUUGUUUACAUCCUGUAUGACUGCCAUCUUUCUUGCCCAGUAGGAACUAUUCUCAGCGUUGUCACUGUACUCGAGUUCUGAGUACAAUCCUGUCAUAACUGAUAUAUGAGAUGAUGUCCAGAGCUAUGAAAAUAACAUCCAAAUUUUAAACAAACCCAGUAGUUAUACCAUAACUUUAAAAUUUGGAGCAUGUUAGCAAGACAAACACAUUCAUAUUUACAUUUACUUCACCAUGACUGCUCGGUGUCAAAAACAAAAGCAACUGUAUCAAAAGUUACAUAACAUACGACACAUAACUUAACAUAAACGUUUUAUAUAACAUAACAUAAAGUUUUCUUUAUAACAAGCAUUACAGCCUCACAGAGCUAUUAGCAUGGCUUUAUGUUGAUAGCUAAUGUGCUAUUACAGGCAAAGCCGCUAGAAGUGGCAGCCAUGCCACUCAGAAUUGAUUAAGUCAGAAUUUAUUGAUUCAAAAUAUCUGUAUGACGAAAUGGACAAACUUUUACAGCAAUUUUUACAGUGAGGGUUCUACUUUGUAUUUCAUUCAUUAGAUUUUUAUAUUUCCUCAAAGGCCUGUGAUCCCAAUAACUAAGCUGCUCUGGAUUUAUAAUCAGUGGAGAUAGACUCCAUGAUUCUUGACUUUAGUAGGAACACAACUACAACAGGGCCAAGAAGAUCAACGCUCUCCUCCAUGUGUAUGCCAUUUCUUCACACUUAAUCAUGAUAUAACUUCUUUUCUUCAGGUGUUAAUGCUAGUUCCAGAGAUCAUGAAUACAUUUAGGGUUCAUACAGUGUUUGUAAUUGUGUGUGGAAAGAUUAUUGAACAAGAGAUUUAGCGGCAGUGAUGUUUACUGUACACUCUAAAUGUUUAUUGCAGUAAUGGUCAAGUUUUUGAGGUUUAAACUGAUCUACUCUGUAGUUUAUGAAAGAGUGAAGGAUGGGAUGACAUGUUAAAAGUGCACUAAUAUCCUGUUGUGUUGUGUGCUACAGUGUAUGAAUCAUCUUUUCUGUGUUGCCUUUUGUUUUUGUUUUUUUCAACCAAGUCAAGAGUUUUUAUUGCUCUAAACUAUGUAUGGGAAGAGAAUCAGUCCUCUCAGAAGAACUAAUAAUAAUUUAGCCAUUCAGCUGUGUGUCUUCUAUGUGAUGAGCGUGUGAUAGUGUGGGGGGAUGAUUUGGUUAAAGCUACAGUGAGUGUGUAGCAAAGAGUUGCAGAUAUCCACCGCAGACUGAGGAGUAAGUAAGAAACGCUUGCAGUUCUCAGACAAACAUGGCUGAUUACCCACAGGAAUGGGAUUUCAAAGGCCUGAGCCGAGGCCAUUACAGAAGCAAUUAAAGUGGGAUGCGCUGGAGGCCUGCAUGGGCUUUAGCUCCACUCCAGUGUUGCAGCCUAAUGAGGCCUAAUCUGGUGAGCUGGUCUAAUUAAAAGGGAGGGAGCGCUUUCCUGUGGGCACCAGGCAGGCAGCAGUUUGUGCUCUCCAUAGCUGUGUGAGGGGGGGGAAAAAGGAAAGUACAAGACAGAAUAUGCAUUGUUUUCAACCACAAAAACUUUCAUAUUCCUUCAUCUUCUGUCUGUUCAAAUUAAAAGAUUUAAAUUGACAUUUUUAA
Thunnus maccoyii (southern bluefin tuna) is the source of this 4096-nucleotide messenger RNA. Its product is annotated as LIM domain transcription factor LMO4.1-like. The transcript has 5 exons. The record is from RefSeq and is a predicted model, not a curated record. Lineage: Eukaryota; Metazoa; Chordata; Actinopteri; Scombriformes; Scombridae. Bases 339 to 845 code for a protein of 168 amino acids.